AUGGUCAACUCGAGCCGCGUGCAGCCGCAGCAGCCCGGGGACGCCAAGCGGCCGCCCGCGCCGCGAGCGCAGGGCCCCGGGCGGCUGGCGGCUGGCGUCACGGCCGCGGGCGCCGGCCUCGCAGCCCCGGGCGGCCUCCGCGAGCAGAGGGGCCUGGAGAUCGAGAUGGAGCGCAUCCGGCAGGCGGCCGCGCGGGACCCCCCGGCCGGAGCCUCGGCUUCCCCUUCUCCUCCGCUCUCGUCGUGCUCCAGGCAGGCGUGGAGCCGCGAUAACCCGGGCUUCGAGGCCGAGGAGGACGAGGACGAGGAGGAGGUGGAAGGGGAGGAAGGGGGCAUGGUGGUGGAGAUGGACGUGGAGUGGCGCCCGGGCAGCCGGAGGUCGGCCGCCUCCUCGGCCGUGAGCUCGGCGGGCGCCCGGGGCCGGGGGCUGGGGGGCUACCACGGCGCGGGCCACCCGAGCGGGAGGCGGCGCCGGCGAGAGGACCAGGGCCCGCCGUGCCCCAGCCCGGCAGGCGGCGGGGACCCGCUGCAUCGCCACCUCGCCCUGGACGGGCAGCCGCCCCGAGUGGCCUGGGCCGAGAGGCUGGUUCGCGGGCUGCGAGGUCUCUGGGGAACAAGACUCAUGGAGGAAAGCAGCACUAAUCGAGAGAAAUACCUUAAAAGCGUUUUACGGGAACUGGUCACAUACCUCCUCUUUCUCAUUGUAUUGUGCAUCUUGACCUACGGCAUGAUGAGUUCCAAUGUGUACUACUACACCCGGAUAAUGUCCCAGCUCUUCCUGGACACCCCCGUGUCCAAAUCGGAGAAAACUAACUUUAAAACUCUCGCUUCGAUGGAAGACUUCUGGAAGUUCACAGAAGGCUCCUUGUUGGAUGGGCUGUACUGGAAGAUACAACCUGACAACCAGACUGAAGCUGACAACCGCAGUUUCAUUUUCUACGAGAACCUGCUGUUGGGGGUGCCACGUAUACGGCAACUCAAAGUCCGCAACGGCUCCUGCUCCAUCCCUCAGGACUUGAGAGAUGAAAUUAAAGAGUGUUAUGACGUCUACUCUGUCAGUAGCGAAGACAGGGCUCCGUUUGGGCCACGAAAUGGAACCGCUUGGAUCUACACCAGUGAAAAAGACUUGAAUGGGAGCAGCCACUGGGGAGUGAUUGCCACGUAUAGUGGAGCUGGUUAUUAUUUGGAUUUGUCAAGAACCAGAGAGGAAACAGCUGCCCAGCUUGCUGGCCUCAAGAAAAACAUGUGGCUGGACCGAGGAACCAGGGCAACGUUUAUUGACUUUUCAGUGUACAAUGCCAACAUUAACCUGUUCUGUGUGGUCAGGUUAUUGGUUGAAUUCCCAGCAACAGGCGGUGUGGUUCCAUCCUGGCAGUUUCAGCCUGUAAAACUGAUCCGCUACGUCACCACUUUUGAUUUCUUCCUGGCAGCCUGUGAGAUCAUCUUUUGUUUCUUUAUCCUUUACUAUGUGGUGGAAGAGAUACUGGAGAUUCGCAUUCACAAGCUACACUAUUUCAGGAGUUUCUGGAAUUGUCUGGAUGUUGUGAUCAUUGUGCUAUCGGUGGUAGCUAUAGGAAUUAACAUAUACAGAACAUCCAAUGUGGAGGCCCUGCUGCAGUUUCUGGAGGAUCAAAAUACUUUCCCCAACUUUGAGCAUCUGGCAUACUGGGAAAUACAGUUCAACAACAUAGCUGCUGUCGUAGUAUUUUUUGUCUGGAUUAAGCUCUUCAAAUUCAUCAAUUUUAACAGGACCAUGAGCCAGCUCUCCACAACUAUGUCUCGGUGUGCCAAAGACCUCUUCGGCUUUGCUAUUAUGUUCUUCAUUAUUUUCUUGGCAUAUGCUCAGUUAGCUUACCUUGUCUUUGGCACUCAGGUUGAUGACUUCAGUACUUUUCAGGAGUGUAUCUUUACUCAGUUCCGUAUCAUUUUGGGCGAUAUCAACUUUGCAGAGAUUGAGGAAGCUAAUCGAGUUUUGGGACCACUUUAUUUCACUACCUUUGUGUUCUUUAUGUUCUUCAUUCUUUUGAAUAUGUUUUUGGCCAUCAUCAAUGAUACUUACUCUGAAGUGAAAUCUGACUUAGCUCAGCAGAAAGCUGAAAUGGAACUGUCCGAUCUUAUCAGAAAGGGCUAUCAUAAAGCCUUGGUAAAACUGAAACUGAAAAAGAAUACCGUGGAUGACAUUUCAGAGAGUCUGCGGCAAGGGGGGGGCAAGCUAAACUUUGACGAACUUCGACAAGAUCUCAAAGGGAAGGGCCAUACUGAUGCAGAGAUCGAGGCAAUAUUCACAAAGUAUGACCAAGAUGGAGACCAAGAACUGACGGAGCACGAACACCAGCAGAUGAGAGACGACUUGGAGAAAGAGAGGGAGGACCUGGACUUGGAUCACAGCUCUUUACCGCGUCCCAUGAGUAGCCGCAGCUUCCCAAGAAGUCUAGACGACUCUGAGGAGGACGAUGACGAAGACAGUGGACACAGCUCCAGAAGGAGGGGCAGCAUCUCCAGUGGGGUUUCUUAUGAAGAGUUUCAAGUGCUGGUGAGACGCGUGGACCGGAUGGAGCACUCCAUUGGCAGCAUCGUGUCCAAGAUCGACGCCGUGAUUGUGAAGCUGGAGAUCAUGGAGCGGGCCAAACUCAAGCGAAGGGAGGUGCUGGGGAGGCUGCUGGACGGAGUGGCCGAGGAUGAAAGACUGGGUCGAGAGAGCGACGUCCACAGGGAACAGAUGGAGCGGCUCGUUCGGGAGGAGUUGGAGCGCUGGGAAUCUGAUGAUGCAGCUUCCCAGCUCAGCCACGGCUUAGGCACACCAGUGGGCCUGAAUGGUCAACCUCGCCCCAGGACCUCGCGCCCUUCUUCCUCCCAGUCUGCAGAAGGUGUGGAAGGUGGAGGUGGAAAUGGGAGUUCCAACGUCCAUGUGUAAGGUGUGCCCUGGUAGCUGUGUUCCUAACAGGUGAGAAAGCGGCCACGAGUAUUUAUAUGCCCUGAACACCAUCGAUGCUGGUCUUUGGGACCGAUUGCUAAUCUUCUGCACUUUAAUUUAUUUUAUGUAAACUUUACCCAUGGAUCAAAGAUAUUUCUUUCUUUUUCUCGUAGAAGAAAUUGAGGUGUAAAUAUUGAGUAUAGGAAAAACAAAUUCUUUGUAAAGUUUAUAGAGUGGUUCUUCCCAGUUGCUACCGUGACUGGGUCUCCUCAGUUGACAAUGAAGUGGCCUAAAAGCUACAAGAGAACAGUCAAAGGGCUUCUGAGUGUCACCUGCAACCACAAAAUCAGUGUUGUCAUUUUUGUCCAGUGUGUGAAGGGAACGUAGGGCAUUCCUUUCCACUCAGGAGUAGCUCAUGAGCUUCAUACAAAGCUUCCUUUGAAGAAAGGGGCCUGUGAUUUCAACUACCUUCCUGGGGUAAACUUUUCUAAAACAUGAACUGGAAAAGAACUCCAAACCAUAGAAUGGGUAUGUGGUCAUUGUGCGAGCAUUCGUGUGAGUGGUUGAAUACUGUUGAGUACUAUGCCUCCUUAUUAUUUCACCAUAUCUAUUGUCUGUGGAACUCGCUGUAACGCUUCAUUCUUCUUGUUUUGCCUCACUUGAAAUGAAUUAAAUGAAACCAAAGAUCGGUUAUAAGAUAAAAUGAAAUCUCUAACUGUAAGAGAAUUGUAAGGGAGCACUAAGUUGUUAUUAGAUUUGGCUUUUUCUGAUAAUUUUAGUACAAAGAUUUAUCCAUAUGUUGUCUUUCCCAUGUGGCUCAACUCACUGCAACUAAAUUUGAUGUUAUAAUUAAUCCAGUAAAACAGACUUACUAAAGGUCUUAAUAGGCACUGAAAGAUUUAACUCAGCAAAUGUGUGCACUAUUAGCAAACUUUUAUUUCAGAAUUCAUAAAGCAUUGUAAAACUGAAGUUUUGGGUUUAUGCUGUCUUAAGGUAAUUCUCAAAUAUUCUCGAUCCUAUAUUGCAGAACUAGAGUUUAGAAUCCAAAUGAAGCUCAAGUCAUUAAAAAGGAAGUUCUCAUGCUGAAAAUUCAUCUAUCAGCAGUAUCAGCCCAAAUGGGAGUUAGUAGCAGUUGUCUUCAUUAGGAGACAGGCUCACCAAAUUUAUGAGGACAUAUCUAUUUCUCAGUGAAAAAAAGAAAAACCUUAUCUUUCAAGUGUUAAGGAACAUGACCUUUUGAGAGUUAAUGGGACAAGCAAGACAGAACAAACUGGUCAUGAGUAAUCCUCACUUGGAGAACCCAUAGAACAGAAUCCUGUGGUUAAUGCUGUAUUUUUAAUGCACAAAUGACCCACUUAAUUGGUAAAAUAUGUCAGUCAAAUUCCCAGGGAAUAAACAGCCUCCUCUAGGUUAGCUUCUAUACAAGUGAACCACAUUGGGUUUCUUUAAUAGUUAAUCCUAACUAGUUCCUUUCUAUUUUUCUUUCUUCUGAAUAUGCUACACAAAAUUCUUUAUUAUUCGGUACUAAGGUUUGCAUUCCAGGGAUACUGAGUGUACGUGUUUAUGAGUGUGUACCAUGUUGUUACAUGUAAACAAACUUCAAUUUGAAGUGCAGCUCUAUGUGGUAUCCAUGUGUAUCGACCAUGUGCCAUAUGUCAAUUAUGGUCACUAGAAAGUCUUUCUGAUACUAUUAUACUGGUUUUCAUUUCACUUGUAAACUUUGGCAGAAUUCUUUGUUUUUACCAUGAAGAAUUCCCUCCUCACCCCUUCCCUGUCACCUCUCCUUCUGUGUUGAUAUAAUUAUGAAGAUGUUACAUAUGCAAGUCUUUCGCAACAAUCAGGAAUUUCAUAAAUGUGUAAUACGGAGCACUUUACUUCCUAAUAAACACUUGACCAAACACAGAUGUAAGAGCCAUCUGUUUCCUAA
This is a messenger RNA of Lepus europaeus (European hare), 4840 nucleotides long. It is a transcript of the gene PKD2, whose product is annotated as polycystin 2, transient receptor potential cation channel. Gene Ontology annotation, cellular component: membrane. Gene Ontology annotation, biological process: detection of mechanical stimulus; release of sequestered calcium ion into cytosol; potassium ion transmembrane transport. The record is from RefSeq and is a predicted model, not a curated record. Gene Ontology annotation, molecular function: voltage-gated sodium channel activity; calcium ion binding; muscle alpha-actinin binding. The transcript is spliced from 15 exons. NCBI's taxonomy places the organism in Eukaryota, Metazoa, Chordata, Mammalia, Lagomorpha, Leporidae. The coding region runs from base 1 to 2913 and encodes 970 amino acids.